AUGCCGCACGACUCAAAUACUGAUCAAUUGGCAGACCGGGACAGGGAGAGCAACCUUACAUGGAACGCACGUGUGAAGACGCCCGCGAGGAAGGCUUUCCACACGGCCUCGCUCAAUUCUGAACCUACGCUCCACCAUGUCAAACUGUAUAGUUCUGUUGUAGAAGUCUUUGCCUUCGCCCUGCAGGCUCUACGCACUGUGCCACCCCGCUACUGUGGCAAGACGCGGCGGGAUGUGCUGGCCAAAAUCUCGGCUUAUCUGCAGCCAAUCGUCUUCUAUUUACCGAAAUGCUACUUUGGCAAGUACCCCAACUAG
Pyricularia pennisetigena is the source of this 315-nucleotide messenger RNA. RefSeq lists its product as uncharacterized. The transcript is spliced from 2 exons. The record is from RefSeq and is a predicted model, not a curated record. NCBI's taxonomy places the organism in Eukaryota, Fungi, Ascomycota, Sordariomycetes, Magnaporthales, Pyriculariaceae. Bases 1 to 315 code for a protein of 104 amino acids.